Doryrhamphus excisus (bluestripe pipefish) is the source of this 7762-nucleotide messenger RNA. It is a transcript of the gene marf1, whose product is annotated as meiosis regulator and mRNA stability factor 1. The record is from RefSeq and is a predicted model, not a curated record. Gene Ontology annotation, molecular function: CCR4-NOT complex binding; RNA nuclease activity; RNA binding. Lineage: Eukaryota; Metazoa; Chordata; Actinopteri; Syngnathiformes; Syngnathidae. Gene Ontology annotation, biological process: regulation of gene expression. Gene Ontology annotation, cellular component: cytoplasm; peroxisome.
CAAAAUAAGACUUUUGGUGUUUACGACAGUUGUCGGUGAUUUCUGGCAGAUGUAGGUUACAAAAAGGUGCGGGGUUUCAUAAACCGUUGGCAGGAGUGGAGCAGACAAUUUGAGAAGGAUGUGACGAACGAGGCCUCAGUGGGAAAGAAUGAGCGAGGGAGGAGAUAAAAGAAUGGUGAGAGACCUCUCCGGGUUGUAUGAUGGAAGGACCGGGAAAGGACAGAUCCAAGUGCAGCCCUACAACGUCACCAUGGCUCAAUCAUCGUAAAACAGAAGGCUCGACCCUAUGGAAACUCAAAGACUGCUUCACGACCAAUGAUGCACCUGUCCCUUCUCAAACAGAUAAAAAGGACAAUGACAUGGACAGCAGAAACACUGUGCUGGAAUUGAAGGAUGUCCCUCCUCCCCCUCUGCACCAUGUGUUAUCAUCCCAGCAAUCCCAGCUCUUCUCUCUGGCCCCUGUCCCUUUGCCCCCUCCGUGUAUGCUUCCUCCCCAUGUUACACAUGACCCCCAUCAAAAACAGCGUCCACUGCACCAGCAACAAGAGGGGGCUAGCCCGAAAGUAAGCGCAUGCGCUCACUGUGACUACUGUAUCACAGAGGGCUAUGGGUUAUCGGAAGGUGGAGUGGUUGCAGGUAGUAGUAAAGCUGGUGUCGUCUCGGGCUACAUAGCCCCUGACUUAUUGGCAACACCCAUCUACAGCAGCGGUAGCGUUGGUAGGUCCGGACCUUGCUCCGUAGCCUCGACUGUUGAUCAGCACAAGCACAGCUGGAGCUGUGGCCCCGGCUACGCUUGUGAUUCGCAGCUCAGUUGUGGCUACAAACAUCAAAGGCCAUCUUUUGUCACCACCUCCCAGCCUGCUUCUUCAGCACAGACCCAUCCCCCCUGCUGCUCAGGGCUCCUUCACACCUACCCAGCUGCAGCUCCUCCAUGCAAUCAGCCCAGACUGUUUUCCUCCUCAGCCCCUUUGGCUCCUUCAUUUCCGCCUGUUUCUACUGUCCCUGCUCCCUUGCAUGGCUCUCGCUUGGCCUCGUCUGGCUGUUAUAUCUGUGGUGUGGACUGCGGUCCGAUGGUCAGAAGAAGCCAGAGAAGGGCAGCACUCUAUGAUCACCCUACCACUAGCACCGCCACCGCCGCCAUCACCACCACAACCACAUCAGCACGUCUCUGCUCUAAUCCUAUGCAUCUAAAUGUUGAGCACACGGUUUGUGUCAAGGGGGUGCACUACUGCCACGAGUGCCUGUUGAAGCCAAUGAAUGGUUUGGUGUCUGAAUCAGAAAAGGUGUGGCCCAAUAUUCCUCUUCCCCAAACAGCCCCUGUGUCGGUCCCCAUUUGUAAUGGCUGUGGCACCGCAUCUGAUAGUGUGCCGCUCAGCCUGGGCAAGACUAGCCAGAAGUAUGGUUCUCCAGAAAGUGGUGGCACAGAGAGCAUCCCCCCAGUGGGAGUAUUUUGGGACAUUGAGAACUGCAGCGUGCCAAGUGGACGGUCAGCCGGGGUCGUGGUCGAGCGUAUCCGUAGCCGUUUUUUCCAGGGCCACCGUGAGGCAGAGUUCAUAUGCGUCUGUGACAUCAGCAAGGAGAGUAAAGCCGUUAUUCAAGAGCUCAACAACUGCCAGGUGACUGUGGCACACAUCAAUGCAACAGCCAAGAAUGCUGCUGAUGACAAGCUUCGACAGAGCUUACGGCGCUUUGCUGAGACCCACACUGCACCCGCAACUGUGGUUCUAGUAUCAUCGGAUGUGAAUUUUGCAAGCGAGUUGAGCGACCUGCGCCAUCGCCAUGGUUUCCAAGUAAUCCUGGUCCACGGUAACCAUACGUCACAGGCCCUGCUGCAACACGCCCACUGCCAUGUGUCUUUUCAAGAAAUCACAGCUGACCUGCCGCUACGCAUGCUUGUCAAAACACAGCCCAGUUACAACCUGCUCUAUGUGCACAACCUUCCUGUCAACUGUGACAAGAGCCUGUGGAACGCUGUGAAACUCAGGCUUCGCCGCCUGUCAGACAACUGUGGGGGCAAGGUGCUGGGCAUGUCCCAGGGCACAGCUGUCCUCCGUUUUGGCAGCCCCGAGGCAGCGGCACGUGCCCGCAAGCGAAUGGAAAACGAGGACGUGUUUGGCCACCGAAUCAGCCUCUCUGUCUCUCCACGGCCCAAAGACGAUGCAAGUGUAGAGUCUGAGCUUCAGCCACAACCCCGUCACUUUACCCUGACUCAGACACUGCCCCUGCCCUAUCAAAGCGAGGGCGGGGUUUUAACGCCACCUGUAGCAACAUCCUCCUCGUCCUUUCUGCCACUGGAGAAGCCAAGGUCGCCCAGGAGGGCACGGCGAGCAACCCGCCCAUGCUCCACCCCUGGCCCAGUGCCUGAAAGGCCUUACAGCCCAAAGAGGGGUUGCUCAGGGCCUCCCGGUGGCGCUCCAGCAAAGCCCCAUCAGGAGGUGGAUAAUACAGACGACAAACCUAAGGUUGGUUUCCACCAGAUGGGUAAGGGGUGUCCAAAUGACGUUGAUGCAAGAUCAUUGGAGCAGCUGUCAAAACCUGGCUUCAGUGGAGAAUCGUUUUACAGGAGAAGAAAGGAUGGUUCAAAUCCUCGCAGUGGGACAGAGUCUCCUGUGGAACAAGGGGGCAGAGGCUUGGUUGAGUUUCAUAUAAGCACACCCUCUGCAUUCAGCAAGCUGAACCUACACAGAAGCUUCAGCCCACUUGUUUUGUCUCAGGGUUCUUGGUCUUCCAGGACUGCAUCACCCUGCCUGUCAAGCCGCUCUUCUCCCCUACUUGCUCCUUCUCGCAGCCCAUGUGCCGAAGGUCCAACUGAGCCGUUUUCAGAAGGAGCGGAAAUCCAGGUGGCCAAUCUUGACUACAGGAUGUCCCGCAAGGAAGUACAACAAACUCUACGUGACACCUUCUCCCGAUAUGGGCGGGUAAAAACAGUGGAGCUUAGUCCCCAUACAGACUAUCAACUAAAAGCCACAAUCCAGAUGCUGUCCUUGCAGCAGGCCAUCAGUGCUGUGAGCGGGCUUCAUCGCUACAAAGUGGGAAGCAAACGGAUCCAGGUGUCUCUGAUCACUGGUGGCCACAACAAAGCCUUGGCCAACCUGAGCUCAGAGAUCAUCAACAUUCUUCAGGAAGCACCUGCCAGCUGCCUUCCUCUCUUCAAGUUCAUUGAGGUCUAUGAGAAGAAAUACACUCGUAAGCUUGUGAUAAGCGAUCUCUACAAGUUACCAGAGGUAGUGGCAGUUCGGGAACAGGGCGGCUCAAGGCUUGUGUGCCUUCUGCCCGGCAGCCAAGUCCGUCAGAGCCCACUGGGAUCGUCCCAGUCACAGGAGUGCUCCUCCACAGCAAGCGGCAGCCCUGUGGUGUUUGAAGAGCUGGAGUACCAUGAACCUGUCUGCAGACAACACUACAUACAGCAAGCCUUCAGUGAGGCAGACUUUGACCCAGACUCCUACAAAAUUCCAUUUGUGGUCAUGUCUAUAAGCACUUUAGCCUCCGAAGUCCAUACUUUGCUGCAAUCACACGAAGGGACACUUCCUCUCCUCAGUUUUCCAGACUGCUAUGAAGCCAAGUUCAGCCAGCUCCAGCUGGGCAGCGAGACAAUGGAAGGCGGUGUUCCUCUGGAACACCUAAUCACGUGCGUCCCUGGUAUUACCAUCGUCACUGCUCAGAACGGCUUCAAAAUCAUCAAAUGGAUUCAUAACAAACCACCAGCGCCCAACUCUGAACCGUGGCUCCACCGAUGCAAGAGUCCAGUGGGCAACCCUCAACUUAUUCAAUUCAGCAGAGAAAUCAUUGACCUAUUCAAGUGUCAAUCAGCCUGCAUCAUACCUAUCAACAAAUUUAUUCCCUCCUACCAUCAUCAUUUUGCCAAGCAAUGCAGAGUCUCGGACUAUGGCUACUCAAAGCUGCUUGAGCUGCUGGAGGCUGUGCCACAUGUCCUACAGAUCUUGGGCAUGGGUACUAAGCGACUACUGACUCUCACUCAUCGUGCUCAAGUGAAGCGUUUCACUCAAGACCUACUCAAGCUCCUGAAAUUUCAAGCCAGUAAGCAAGUUGCCAUCAGGGACUUCAUGCAGGCAUACCAUUGGUGCUUCUCCAGAGACUGGAGUGUAACAGACUAUGGCACGUGCAACCUCACCGACCUGCUGACUGAGAUCCCAGACACCACCAUUACCAUCACACAUCUGGACACGGAUACAGUUAUCUCUGUUCCCAAGAGAGAGCGUACUGGGGAUGAAAUAGAGCGCACAAAGCAAUUUGGGAAGGAGGUUGUGGACCUACUCCGACACCAGCCACACUGCCGAAUGCCGUUCAGUAAAUUCAUCCCCACCUACCACCACCACUUUGGUCGCCAGUGUAAGCUCAGCUACUAUGGGUUCACCAAGCUCAUGGAUCUCUUUGAGGGCAUCCCCGAAGUCCUUAUGGUGUUGGAGUGCGGAGAGGAGAAGAUCCUGACACUAACAGAGGUGGAGCGCGUCAAGGCUCUGGCGGCUCAACUCGUCAGGCUGCUGCGAGCCCAGAAAAACUCCAGCCUUCCUGUGAACCAUCUGCUCACAGAGUACACCAAGACCUUUGGUUAUGGUCUACGUCUGCAGGAUUAUGACGCCUGCUCCCUGCCUGCAUUGCUGAGCAAACUCUGCCAUGUUGUUAAGGUCGUGGAUGGCACAGAAGGCCGAGAAGUUCAGCUCAUAAACAGGAAGUCUCUACGAUUGCUGACGUCACAGCUUCUGGCGCUGCUUAUGUCUCAAGAGGAUCACAUUGACAAAGGCCUCAAGGUGGAUGUGCUGAGCCUGCAGUACCAGACUGUCCACGGAGUCCCUCUCAACCCUUGUGAAUAUGGGUUUCUGUCCCUCAGCGAGCUAAUCAGGAGCCUGCCCUACCUUGUAGAGCUUUACCGCGAAGAAUGUGAUGGAGUUCAAGCUACUCGCGCCGCAAGUGAACCCGGUGAGGAGUGGGUGAGGCUGACCAGGCUUUACCAGUUUGCUCGGAAUGUACGCGCUCUGCUCCACACCUACCAUUACAACCAGAUCUUCCUGUCCGAGUUCCAAGGAGCAUAUGCAAAGUUCACUGGCCACAGCCUUGAGGCUCGCUACUAUGGAUACACCAACACUGAUGAACUGCUCAGUUCCAUUCCGCAGGUGGUCUGGAUCAAAGGGCACGGUCACAAGAGGAUUAUCGUUUUGAAGAACGAUAUGAAAGUGAAGGCAAGCGCUUCAGUCCCCAGCAGCCCCCUGUCUGAAGAAAAUGUGGCGAGCCCCAGAGACAGCCCCGCAAGCACCACACGUUCUGAAGCCCAGAGUCCAAGUGCCAACUUGGCACCACAGUCGGCGCUGCUGUCUAUGAAGUCCCCUGUCGACCUUCUCUGUGGUCCGGUACCAUCCUCCUUGCCGUCACCUCCACUCCACCCAGACCCCGUCGUCCUGCAGCAGGCGGAUCUGAUACGCUUCGAGGAGAAAACCACGCCUACGCCACAAACAUCAGAGAGUCAAGAACCCAACAUGGCAGCCGAUGCAGCGCAACCUGCAGUUAGUGAGCAUCUUCCAGCCCCGGACCCCAAGACCACUUUGUCCACUUUGGACAGUCCCGGCAGAAAAGGCCCCCGCAAUCGAAUCAAGCUAGCUGCCAACUUUGCAUUCAAAUCAGGUCUCUGAAACACAUCAGGCCCUGCCAGUUGAGCUGUUGUGCAACUCUAAGCAGAAGAGUUAAGUGGCUGCACUAAUCACGUUGCAGAGAAACUAACCCCGGAGAGUCUUUUGCUUUGCUGCUUCAUGACAUUGCAUAAUCAAACCGGCUUUUUUUUUUCUUCUUUUUGCACUCUUCUUUCACACAUUCGUUCAGUCCGUAGUUAUUCAAAAGCUUUGAUCUGUUUGCCUUUUGCAGAUUUUCUGCAGUUUGCAAAAUGUUAAACUCCUACAUUGUUACAGGAAUUUUUUUUUUGCAUCCCACAGGAAAUUAAAUGUUAUUCCCAGAUGCAAUCGGAACACUGGUGUCGAGAGAUAAUAACAAAACAUGAGUUAGAUGCCACCACGUGCAAACAUUUGAACAUUUGGAGAGAUGCCAGAGAUGAGUGGCACAACACACUUGUGUUUUAGGAUCUUAAAGUCAUUUCUCGCUUCAUAUGCUUUGACUAAAAUACAGUUUUUAGGGCUACUGAUCAUUUAUAAAGAGAACCCCUUGUUUAUACUUCAAGAUACAGAAUUUCCGUUGUAGUUGGGCCCAAAAUUUGUUUGCUCCUUUCCAAUCUCUUGAUGCUUCAAAGACCUCCAUAUCCCCCUUUUGAAGGUGGCAUAAGAGGUUGCCUCUUUGACAUCGAACAUAAUGGCCAUUGUUUGUGACGCAGUCGCUGGUACGUGUGCCCACAAGGUCAUGAGCCUGAACCGCAGGUCUCUCCGGACCAAGUGUGUGUGUGUGUGUGUGUGUCGUUGACCAAGGCUGCAGAACCUUGUAGCUGUAUUCGGUGGUUCUCCGGUGGUGUGACAUAUGCACGGUGUGCAUACACGAGUUGAUGCAUGGUGUAAGCCCAGCAGCAGCAGCAGCAGCAGCAGCAGACGAGAAAACGAGUUUCCGACCUCUCGGAUGCAAGGCCACCUGUUGCAGCCGCGACUAAAAUAUUCAAGGUUUUCAGUUUUUUUGGCUCAACCUUGUUGCUGCAGGUAGUGUCUGUGUGAUCGUGGGGGGGGGGGGGGGGUCCUUUUUUGAUGGGUCAUGGGGAAGCGGUGGAAUGCUCCAAGCUUAUUUUUUUAUGGCAGGAUAGUGGUCUUGUUAGUGGAGCAUCACAAGAGCUCCACAAGAGCUCCACAAGAGCGUAGAAUCCACAUAGAGAAGCCGCCGUGGCUCUCUGGAAUCUGCCUGGCAAUUUACAAUGGCUUGUAUUUGCCACAGCGCCAAAGGAAUGAUCAGCACCCCCCCCCCCCCCCCCUCCCCAGCCAUGCCUGGUUUUUUUACCUUACCCACGUGUGUCCGUUUUGUUCCCUUUUUUGCUGUUUUGUGGUCUGCCGGUCUGCCGCCAAAUGCUGUGGGUUUGCUAUUGAGUUGAACAUGAUACACAAGCACCAUGGAUGUCUCAAGUGGCUGUUUUUGUUCAGAGAGAAGAAAAAAAAAAAAAACAUUUGGAGAAUGGCUAAGAGCCCAUUCCAUCAGCAGGAUCCACUUGCCGUGUUUACUCGUUCAAUUUUGUCGUCACUUACACGACGAGAAUUUAAGUUUGCGUUUGGAAGUUGUGUCUCCACCUGUUGUUCACUCGCCAAAUAUGUAUACCCUCUCCUACCCUAUAGAAUACUAUGCAGCUCAAGGAAUUGACAACGACGAUGAUGAUAAUUAUAGGAGCUUUUAAUUCUCCCAAGAAAUAUCUAUUUUAAACUUUGUCUAUUUGAGUAAAGCCAAGUUCUUGCUGCUUGGUGGCAUCUAACUCACGGUUGCUUUUGUACCACUUGAAAUAUGCACUUCUGCAUAGUCGUGGUUCAUGAAAUCAUUGCGUAUGAAGUUGAAGAAAGAAACUAAUUCUUAGCCUCGUUUUCUUUUUACUAACCCACUUCGUCUUGCAAGUCAAGUUUUUUUUUUUGUUUUUUUUUUUCACCCAUUUACUCAGCAGUAUUGCAUUCACAACACGGUACUGCUUUCUCUACUUUUUCAAAAAAUUUAAACAUGCAUUUGUUUGUAAAACUGUUGCCUUGUAAUCAGUUUGUGACACCGCAACCACCGCUAAUUAAUCUGUUAUUUGUCGAAGGGACCAACAACAUUUAUGUUAAUAAACCUCACUAAGCAUCAA